This is a messenger RNA of Solanum lycopersicum (tomato), 660 nucleotides long. RefSeq lists its product as uncharacterized. Lineage: Eukaryota; Viridiplantae; Streptophyta; Magnoliopsida; Solanales; Solanaceae. The record is from RefSeq and is a predicted model, not a curated record.
AUGCACUUUGACAUUCACGUUCACGUUGAUAUUGAUAUUGAAGUUCACAUUCACGUUGAUGUAAACGUUGACGUUCACAUUGAUAUUUACGUAGAUGUUCACAUGCACAUCCACGUUCAUGUUGACAUUCACAUUGAUGUUUAUGUUUAUGUUGAAGUUGAUGUUAACGUUGACGUUAAUGUUUACAUUGACAUUCAUAUUUACAUUGACGUUGAUGUUUAUACUGAUGUUUACAUUAACGUUCAAGAUGACGUUUACCUUCGCAUUGACGUUCAUAUUGAUGCUCAAGUUUAUGUUUGCAUUGAAGUUCAUGUUCAUGUUGACGUUCAAAUUGAGGUUGACUUUGACAUUCACAUUCAUGUUCACAUUGAAAUUCACGUUAUCGUUGAUGUUGGCGUACAUAUUGACAUUAAGGUUUACGUUAAUGUUUACAUUAAUAUUGAUGUUGAUGUUUACGUUUAUUUUGACACUUUUAUCAACGUUUUCAAUACUGUUGACAUUGAUGUUACCAUUCAUGUUGAUGUUAAGGUUUACAGUCAUAUUCAUGUUGACGUUGACGUAAACAUAAAUGUUUACAUUGACAUUUGCCUUCAUGUUAAUGUUCACGUUGAUGUUUCUAUUGAUGUUCACACUGACGUUCACAUUGACAUUUGCAAUUAA